AACAUUCUGAGGCGAGAUUGCUGGAUUUUUAACAAAAAAGAACCCGAUUUGCCAACCAACAUGUGCUAGAUAAGUUCCAUCUUCCAGAGCGAUCUUCCGAGCUGCCGGCAGCAGCCAUGGAGUGAUAGUUACGGUUCACGGCACAUCCCCUUUUCCGCGGUGCCCUCGCAUAAACCCAUUUCGCAGCGGGGAACCCCUUUCCGGGAUGUAUUUUCCGCGACGAUAGUUUAUCGGACAACGACGACGACGCGGCCACGGCGGCAUCGGAUCAUCGGUUUGCGUGGAACAAACCGUGUUUUUGGUCGGUGUGCAGCGUUGUCAGCAAAUAGAACAGAACGACACCAGUUACCCCGCGUUAUCAGCGGCCACGGACGUGUUGGCUGCUUUUCUAGUGCUCCGCUUUUGAGUUCAACGAUACCGCAGAACGGUCGCUACAAUGACGAUGAAAAUGGAACACGUUUCGGUAACAUUACCGGUGAGCAACGAACCACUGAUUGUUAGCAGUGUGGCGAGUAGGAAAAGCCUUAAACGACACUGGAAUCAACUGUCGCGGUUUCAAAAGAAUCUGGCCUGUAUCUUACUGGCCGGAUGCUUCAUAUUCUACAUCAUAUUCUUUAUGCGGCCACUAGAUGAUCCUUCCCAGAGCUCGGACGUGGCUGCGAUUGAUCCUAUGGAGCACAUACAGAUAGCUCCGUUUAAAGAAAGGCACGAACGAGUCAUAGCUCAAUCGGUUGUGAAGGAAGUCAAAUUAACGGACAGCGAAGGAAAUGCGCCAGCGGAGGAAUCACAGUUGGUGAACGCGGUUGCACAGCAACCCGACACAAGCCAGGCACCGCUCGUGCUCGUUCACGAAGAACCAAAGGAAAUCGUUGAUAACGAGGAAAACGUGCUGGAAGAGAACCACCGGGUGGCACUACCCGGUGCGCAGGACUUUAAGGGCCCAACGAAUGAUCGGCAGCGGGCGGUGGUAGAAGCAUUCAAACACUCGUGGAAGGGCUACAAAGAGUACGCCUGGGGUCAUGACAAUCUGAAACCGAUCUCCAUGGGCUUCUCGGAUUGGUUCGGUCUGGGCCUAACCAUCGUCGAUUCGCUCGAUACACUGUACAUCAUGGAUUUGCAAGACGAGUUCGAUGAGGCACGGACUUGGGUGGAAAAGUAUCUUAAAUUCGACGGCAACCGGGAGGUCAAUCUGUUCGAGGUAACGAUCCGCGUCGUUGGUGGCCUGCUCAGUGCCUAUCAUCUUAGCGGCGAUCGGAUGUUUCUCGAUAAAGCGAUCGAUCUAGGCAACCGGUUGUUGCCGUGCUUCGAUUCGCCCUCCGGUAUACCCUUCUCGGACGUUAACAUCGGAUCGCUGACGGCUCACGCACCGAAGUGGUCACCGGACAGUUCGACCAGCGAGGUCGCAACGUUACAGCUGGAGUUUCGGGAUCUUUCGCGUAGCUCCGAAAAUCCGGUUUUCGAGAAGGUGGCUGCUAGAGUGAAUCUGAAGAUACACGAACUGGACAAGAACGAAGGUCUGGUGCCGAUUUUCAUCAACGCCAACACCGGGCAGUUCCGAAACUUUGCAACGGUUUCGCUUGGUGCUCGGGCAGAUUCGUACUACGAGUAUUUGCUGAAACAAUGGCUUCAAACAGGAAAAAAGAAGGAUGAUUUUCUCGUUGAAGACUAUCAACUGUCGAUGCGUGGCGUUUUAAAUCAGCUCGUACGCACUACACCAAACGAGAAACACCUGUACAUCGGUGAGCUGAUCAAUGGGAAGGAUUUCAAGCCAAAAAUGGAUCAUCUUACCUGCUACCUACCCGGUACGUUACUGCUGGGCUACAAGAAUGGUAUGCCCAAGACGCAUCUACGGUUAGCGACGGAUCUGCUGGAAACGUGCUAUCAAACGUACAUGAAACAACCGACCCAGCUGGCCCCGGAAAUAACGUACUUCAAUGUGAACGGAGAAUCGGAAACGGAUAUCUAUGUGAAAACGAACGAUGCCCACAAUCUGCUGCGGCCGGAGUUUAUCGAAAGUCUUUACUACUUCUACGCCAUCACUGGCAAUCGCACCUACCAGGACAUGGGGUGGACGAUCUUCGAAGCGUUCAAUCGUUACACCAAGGUAAAGAACGGCUACACGUCGAUCGGGAACGUAAAGAGCCCGCUGAACACGCGGCCCCGCGAUAUGAUGGAGAGCUUUUGGCUGGGUGAAACGCUCAAGUACUUCUAUCUGCUGUUCAGCGACGAUCGAAACGAGAUUGAUCUCGACAAGUACGUGUUUAACACGGAAGCGCACCCCCUACCGAUCCGGGAAGAUUGAACAGUUUAAGGCUGAUGAAGCACAGGAUGAGCCCUCUGCGCACAAUCGAUCUGAACGCGUGAAUGGCUAGAGACAACGUUAGGAUUUGAGACUUUAUUUAAAUGCACUCCGUACAAAAUGGUGGAAUGCGACAUUCUUAAAGACACGUACGCAGAUAUUAUAUAGUUAGGAAAAUGAUGUUUUAAUUCCCUUCGCUCUGACCGUAGCUACUGUCGGAAGUAAAAUUUUAAACGCAGAGGUAAGUGCAAUAGCAUUUAGACACUUUCUUCUAUUUCGGGUUACUGUAGGUGCUGGAAACUUUUUUUCUUUCCUUUUUGUACUCCUUUCCUUAAUUGAUAAUCCUCAUGCCACUUGCCGCUGCACCUUGUGCAUAGAGAUGGCACUAAACAUGCGCUGAUGCACAUUUACUUGUCCCCCUCAACGACGACUGUUACCAAUAGAAGAAUUGACGAUAAGAGAUAACUUUGUUUUAAUGGACUAAUUGAACACAUUCCUCACCGACAAGGCUUUCGUUUUGUUAGUUGUUCCUCUUCCCAUAAUGUGUUCACGACAAUUUCUUUCUUAACUUCCCAAAAACUCCGAAUGCAGGGUUCCCACGACAGCGCAGGCUAAACAGUGCGAACGCGUACGCAUUAAAGGUCGUAUAGAUUGGAUGACGAAAUGCGAAACUCUUAGCAUUAGAUAUUUGAAAUCGAUUUUCCAAAUUUUCCAUUUUCCUUCGACCUGAUAUUGUAUCAGUUUCUAGUCCUACGAUGGUAGCAGAAAAAGGGAGGUUUGCAUGAGAGACAGAGAGAUUGGGAGGAAUGAGGAUCGAGUAAAUGUAUUGCGUGUGUUCAACGAGCGCUAGAGACCGCACCCGACGGCCACGUGUGAAUGCGUUAGAUGAGUGCGGAUAAUUUUACGUGAUAGCGAAGUUAAGAUUAGUUUGGAACAUAAAUGGCGAGCGCGCUGUGUCUUUCCACUUCCAUCACCAAAGCUUGGGGUGAUAUGCAAUCAUCGUGGUUCAGUUUCUAAGACAAAACGGCGCAACGUUAUGAUUAAUAAGUACAUAAUUUAUGUAACUAGUUAAGUGGUAUGUAAGAAUUUUAGGAAAAAUAAAUCAAUGAAUAAAUCAAUCAAUUUAAUUAAA
This is a messenger RNA of Anopheles aquasalis, 3431 nucleotides long. RefSeq names its product alpha-Mannosidase class I b (gene alpha-Man-Ib). Gene Ontology annotation, molecular function: mannosyl-oligosaccharide 1,2-alpha-mannosidase activity; calcium ion binding. Gene Ontology annotation, biological process: mannose trimming involved in glycoprotein ERAD pathway; carbohydrate metabolic process. Gene Ontology annotation, cellular component: endoplasmic reticulum; membrane. The record is from RefSeq and is a predicted model, not a curated record. Lineage: Eukaryota; Metazoa; Arthropoda; Insecta; Diptera; Culicidae.